AUGGACUACCGUUCUUCAAUAGUAGAUGACGAGCACCCGGCCGGCCCAUCCCCUUGGGGAUCAUCGUCGCCCUCGGCCUCGCCGCGCCGCAACGACUCAUCCUUCGGCGCUCUAGGCAGCGACCAUCAACCCUCCUCUCCAUAUCAAUACGCAGUUCACGAUCCCAGCAACGGCUUCGCGCAAGAAGACCCAGGCGUCAAUGCUUUCAGACGGCCAGGCACCGCCAGCAGCACCGCCUCUACACCGGCGUACGACUCCUCAGAACAGCCCGCGCCCUCGCAGCAAUCUGACGCCGGAGCCGAGACAGAGCAGCAGCCGCCGAGCACGCCGCAGCGAUCGCAGACACAAGGCCAGGCCGCCGGCGAAAGCCCGCGAGAACAGCAGCCUCAACGGCCAAGGGGGCCUCAAUACAAGCUACAGGCAAAGAUCACUGGAUUAGAGCGAACGGGUCGCAAAGAUCCCAUUCUGAGAUUUGACGUCCACACAAAUAUACCUAAAUUCCGAACUACCCAAUUCCGCGAUGUCCGUCGUUUACAUUCUGAAUUCGUCAAACUUGCCGAGCAUUUGAUAUCCGCCAACCCCGAUGCGUUUGUGCCCGCAGUUCCGCCGUCGGUGACAUCCGCAGGCGCCGGGACUGACGAAGAUGAGACAAGGGUUAAGGCCCUCCUACAGAGAUGGUUUAAUUACGUAUGCGGCAAUGAAGUCCUCAUGAGAGACGACGAGAUGGUUUUAUUCGUUGAGAGCGAUUUUGGUUAUAGCCCUAUGGUCAAGAAGAAGCAGCCAGCGACGGGUGUGCGGAGGAAGUUAUUGAAACAAUUUGCACCGCCGCCUGACGACACGCCGGAGCUGUCCGAAGCGCGUCCCAUAGUGAAACUAUUCUAUUUAGGUUCAAUGGAUGCAGGGCACAAGGUCGAUCGCCUUGUCAAGUCUCGCAGAGGAUUGGGAUUGUCGGAGUCCGAUUUCGGUGUCAAACUUGGUGCGAUGAAUGUCCAAGAGCCGCAUCAGGGCCUGGCGAACGCGUACCGGAAGCUCGGCAAAAUUGUACAAACUGUGGGUGAUUAUCACGCAGCCCAGGCUACUGCCGAAGCAACGACACUUGGCGAUCCGUUCCAGUAUCAUUCACAGGAUGCAUUUAUCGUCAAGGAGACUCUAACGAACAGACAACUUCUGAUCCGCGAGUUCUUGCAAGCCCAGGAGAGUACGCGGAGCAAGCUCAACGCGGCCGACAGGUUGAGAGCUAACUCAACUGUGCGGCGCGAAAAGGUUGACGAGGCGAUAGCCGCUCUAGACGAAGCAAGAAAUUCCGAGAUGGAAUUGGCGCACAAAACCUCGAGGGUGACGCAGAAUCUGGUGCAAGAACGCCGCAAGUGGUUUGCGAGAACUGCCUCCGACUUACGCCUUAGCAUUCGAGAGUUCGUAACUCGCGAGAUCGAGGCCGAGAGACGUACCCUCGCACUCCUAGAGAGCGUUCGGCCCGAUAUCAGAGCUAUCGAUGCUUCAGGCGGUCUAAGUAGACUGGGACGAGAAGCACACCCAACAGUAAGGCGAUCAAGCCUUGCAGCCAGCCAAGGUCCAAAAGGCGAUGCGUGGAGCGGUGUCCCCCGCCGCACGGAUAGGAGCAUGUCGGGGAGCUUCAUGUCCAAUGUCGCCGAGGAUGACGAUGGCGAGAACGGGCAACGCCCAGGAUCCAGGUCGCUCAGCGGCAGCGGGAUCAGUACGGGAUUGCCCGGUCUGACGGAGGAGGAUGACGAAGACCGUGUGGAUGCCAGGAACGCUGCGAGUCGAUUGGCAACGAGCACAUUUUAA
Molecule: messenger RNA, 1806 nt
Organism: Annulohypoxylon truncatum
Lineage: Eukaryota; Fungi; Ascomycota; Sordariomycetes; Xylariales; Hypoxylaceae
Product: vacuolar protein sorting-associated protein Vps17
Exons: 3
Coding region: 1-1806 (601 amino acids)
Biological process (GO): retrograde transport, endosome to Golgi; intracellular protein transport
Cellular component (GO): endosome; retromer complex; retromer, tubulation complex
Molecular function (GO): phosphatidylinositol-3-phosphate binding
Source: RefSeq, a predicted model, not a curated record